ACCGAUUCUUAUGUAAAUAUUAGAAAACGUGUCAUUUGUUUGAAUAAGAAUUUCCGCUCAACAAUUUAAUGAGCUAAUUUAUCUUAUUUCAUCCUAUUAAGUGUAAAAAAAAAGUUAUAAUUAAUGGGAGCAACUGAAAGCAAACUCACCUUUCGUAAAGGUGUAUUUAGGUUAUUUGAAGAAAGGAAUAUUCGAGCCUCUGACGAGUACUGGUCGCAAUUUUGGCUUCUUCCUGAAUCAGCAGAAGAUGUUUUCUCUCUUGUAGGUGCACAGGAUAUUCGACGCGUGAGAGAUCAUGCUAGAGAGAAUUUAGAAACAUUGAUACAUAAGGUCAUUGACCGUCUAUUCCGAACUAUAGAGGCACCAGACUUUCCUUCACAAAAUUCCACUUUACAACUUUUAAAUUGUAUAAGAAUACUUACUCGGUUAAUACCAUUUAUAUUUGAAUCUGAGGAAAUGGCUGAUUGGGAGGAAAAAUUUUUUUGGACACCUCAAACUAGAAAACUCAAGAAAAAUCGUAAGACUGAAACAGGGGGAGAAUCUCAGAACUCUUUAGAGCAAAAUGAAGCAGCUAAUGAGAAUCUGGCAAAGGAAUCAGGCCAGGAAUCGCAAACUCAAGAUACGGAUAUUGAACGAAUUGAAACAAUCCCUCCUUUGGGUGAACGCCUACUAUCGACGAUCAUUGAUUUACUUUUUUUGGCAGGAUUCACAUUACCAGCAAAUUUAGCAAACGAUAGUAGUAGCCGUAUUAUAUACGUCAAUUGGGAGACUGGUGUAGGCUCUACUUUACCCAUUGGUUCAUCAAAGGAAAACGAUUCCAACAAAACUGAAACUUUAAGAUUGCUGCUUGCAUUUAUUUCAAAAUCAAUGUAUAUGUCAGGAGCGACAUAUAUGGGGAAAGAAAAUAAGUGGAUUAAACAUUUGGUUCUUAAAACUGAACGCAAAGUGGUUCUUGCAUUGCUCUGUAGUUUACUUAAUACAGCUGUAAAAUAUAAUCCGGCGGGAUGGGGUGUGCCAUAUAAUCAUGUUGUUUUUGCGGAUUCAAGAGAAGUACUUGUGACAUUGUGUCUACAAGUGUUGUUGGUUUUGUUGGAUUACCGUUCUCCCUCAAACCGUGUCACGACAAAUGAUUUUACCAGACAGCAACGAGUGAGUUCUGUAGAUACCACCAGGAGUGAAAAAGAAUCUAUUCCUUUAAGUCCUACAACGCCAACAUCUAUUAAUAAUUUGGCAUCCAAUGAAGUUACCAGAGUAGAUAACACUCCACAGGAUAGUGCACCUGCUGUAGAUGCUGCUACUACAAUUACUUCAUCAGCACCAAGUACACAAAAAGGACAUUUGCCUUCUCAUGUUGACAAUGCAUUUCGUUAUUAUACUUCGAAAUUGCAUCGACCUCAGGAUUUUCAAUUUCUUAUGGAUGGCAUAUACCGCAUUUUGAGUAAUCCAAUGCAGGCAAGUAAUACAUAUUUACCAGGAUCAACAAAGCAAAUUCAAUGUCAUCAAGAAAUGAUGAUGCUUUGUUGGAAAUUCUUGGAAACUAACAAGAGAUUUCGUAAUUACUUGUUGGAUACCGAUAAAGUAUUAGAUUUGCUUAUCAUUUUAUUAUAUUAUUCAAUUGAAAAUAAACAAGAUUCAGCACAACUAGGAUUAGUGCGUAUGUGUGCAUUUAUUUUGCAGACAUUGUCAGGUGACCGCGAUUUUGGUGUGAAAUUAAAUAAAGUGUUUGAAAAUCAUGGUUCUCUUCCUGGUAAUGUUCGAAUUCACGCGUUUCAUGGAACCUACGCGGAUUAUAUGAUUAGUUCCAUAUAUGCUCUUAUAGCAACUACACGUGGAAUGUUGCAUUCAUUAUAUCCUGCAUAUAUAUUAACUAUUACCAAUGUAUCACCUUAUUUAAAGAAUUUGUCUGUAGUUUCAUCUACAAAAUUAGUCCAUCUUUUUUCACAAUUUACUUCACCUGGAUUUUUGUUAUCUGAAGAAGGGAAUCAUCGAUUGGUUGAACAUAUGUUGGAAGCGUUCAAUAACAUUGUUCAAUACCAAUUUGCUGAUAAUCCACAUCUUAUUUAUGCUAUUUUAAGGAGUCCUAAAUGCUUUGAAAAUUUAUCAGAAUUCACACUUGCAAGAGGAUUGGAUGAAAUAAAAAAGAAAGAGAAGCGUAAAAAACAAGUUCGAAUUGUAACUACGGAAAAAACAUCAGAACAACCAGAAAUUAAGAGUUCACAAGAAGAAUCACGACCAUUGAUGUCAGAUAGUGAAAGUAAUUUAAGUACUCAAAAAGAUGAAGAUCGCGAUAAACCCGAAUUGGCUCAAGUAUCUUUAAAUGCUAAUGUUAAUGUUAGUCAGAAUAGUCAAACAGAACUAACUGAUCAAGAUUCAGAACCAUUGUCUGAAAAAGCCCGCGGCAAAUUACCUGAAGGCGUUACAGUAGCAAGUCGUCGACGAAGUAAUGAAAGUAAUAAUGUUAUAACUCCGUUUGCUGUUGGAAAAUCUGGAUUUGUCCCAACCGAAGAUUGGGUAUCUUCGUGGCAUUCACAUCUUCCUCUCGGAACAAUUCUAAUAUUGCUUGGAGAACUUAUUCCUAAAAUUGAAGAUAUAUGUAUAUCGCAAUCAAUCAAUUCAGAUCAACCUGUUUUGGAAUUCCUUCGAAAAGCAACAAUGGUUGGAAUUCUUCCACCUCCACAGUCUAUCCUUAUCCGUAAAUUCCAAUGGUCUGAAGCUAGUGUAGUUUGGUUUUCAAGUCUACUAUGGGGGCAAAUUUAUUUAGCUUCUUCAAAUUAUCUUGGUGUAUUUAAUGGUACACACGUCAAAUUAUUUCUUGUCAAGCCUUCAACAAAAGAAGGACGCUUGAAAAAUGCUCUUGGUAAUGCGGUUGGUGGAGUUCAAGGUGUUAUUGAUCGCCUUUCCACUACCAAUACAACAAAUACAACAAAUACGAAUACGAAUACGAAUACGAAUACGAAUACGAAUACGAAUAUGAAUAUGAAUACGAGUACGGAUACGAGUACGGAUACGAAUACGAGUACGAAUACGAAUACGAAUACUACUGCCACCACACCUAGUUCUUAAUUAUUACUGUUACGUUAAUAAACAUAAAUUUAGUAAUUACAAUUAUUUAAUUUAAAAGAUUCUCUUGACUGUUAAAUAUUUAAUACUUGGCUUUAUUAUAAAUUAUAUAUUUUUGUUUAGUUUAAAUUACUUAUGGAAGAAUUCAUAUUACGUAAUAUAUACAGUUCCAAGUAUUAUAUCUCGGGUAUUUUACUUAAUUUUUUACACAUUAUAUAGCUUAUAUAGCUAUUUAUAAUUAUACUCCUUU
Rhizophagus irregularis DAOM 181602=DAOM 197198 is the source of this 3310-nucleotide messenger RNA. RefSeq lists its product as uncharacterized. Lineage: Eukaryota; Fungi; Glomeromycota; Glomeromycetes; Glomerales; Glomeraceae. Gene Ontology annotation, cellular component: membrane; Golgi medial cisterna; Golgi trans cisterna. The record is from RefSeq and is a predicted model, not a curated record.